ACUGUACUUGACAAUUUCAUCACAACAAAGUGAUAGAACCGUCUUGAGAAAAUGAUUGCACCAAUCAGGAUCUUGAUUAUUCUGUGCUUUGUGAUCACAGGAGGAUCUGCUCUUUGGGAGGAGAUAGCGGGCCCAUAUGACAUCAGAUUCAGUUAUGGCUCAAAUUGUGAUAAAAGAGGAAAAUUUAAUCUCUUUGAGCCCAUAAAAGCAAGAAAGUUGAAUAGAACACAUUUUGUAUACAGUGGUAUCUUUGAUACAGGAGCACCCAUGGAUGAUAACUUAAAGGUAAGAUUAGUAGCAUCGAACAAAGGCACAAAUGGACGUUACAACAAUGUUGUUGAUAUUGAAAUGAAAGCCUGCGAGUUGGUUAGGAAAUUUGGCAUGGAAAUAAUCACAAGUGUAUUCGAUCAUUGCAAUCAAACAUUCUAUUGUCCGAGGGAGAGGUUCACUUGUGUGAUGAAAAACUGGACUGUGAAUUACAACUUCAACAACGUACCUGCUCUUCCUUAUGGCGAAUACAGAGUGGAGGGGUCAUUCAUUAAGAUUCAUCAAUAUAAUAGAAGAGAGCUGAUAUCAUGUACAAGAUAUUAUGGAUUCAUUACUCCAAAAAUACCUAAAUCUCCAAAGAAAACUCAGCAGAGUGAUCGCAUGACGGAUGUUUCAUCACUUAUUACACCAUAAGAUUCACUGUUUCUCAAAAAAAUUAAUUUCACUCUCAAAUUUGAAAUGUUCUCGGGGUCCAAUGUGUUCACAAUUCUAGAAUAAUAAGCCUGGCAGAUAGUUCAAUUAGCAUUACAAUAUCACUCAAUCAUAAGAAAUCAA
Molecule: messenger RNA, 822 nt
Organism: Nilaparvata lugens (brown planthopper)
Lineage: Eukaryota; Metazoa; Arthropoda; Insecta; Hemiptera; Delphacidae
Exons: 4
Coding region: 52-681 (209 amino acids)
Source: RefSeq, a predicted model, not a curated record